Fundulus heteroclitus (mummichog) is the source of this 981-nucleotide messenger RNA. RefSeq names its product hydroxysteroid (17-beta) dehydrogenase 8 (gene hsd17b8). Gene Ontology annotation, molecular function: oxidoreductase activity, acting on the CH-OH group of donors, NAD or NADP as acceptor. The record is from RefSeq and is a predicted model, not a curated record. The transcript has 9 exons. Lineage: Eukaryota; Metazoa; Chordata; Actinopteri; Cyprinodontiformes; Fundulidae. The coding region runs from base 54 to 824 and encodes 256 amino acids.
CUUGCUGCCCUCUAGUGGACGGACUAAGAAGUACAACAACACAGAAAACUGUCAUGGCGGCCACCUCAAGGCUCAUAUCAAGGUUGACUCUGGUUACUGGUGGAGGCAGCGGGAUUGGACGCGCCGUGUCUCAGCGUUUGGCCUCUGAAGGCGCCUCAGUGGUGGUCGCUGACAUCAGCGAGGAUUCGGCCAAUGAGACGCUGGAGCAUCUGCAGAACGACCUCAGAGGUCAGAAUCACAUGGCGGCCGCAGUGGACGUGUCGUCAAAGGAGAGCGUGAAGAAGCUGGUGACGAGUAUCCAGACUCGUUACUUCCAGCCUCCCUCAGUGUGUGUGAACGCCGCAGGCAUCACUCAGGACGACUUCCUGCUCAACAUGGAGGAGGAGCACUUUGACAGAGUCAUCCAGGUCAACCUGAAGGGUUCAUUCUUGGUCACUCAGGCCGUCGCUCAGGCUCUGGUGGCCUGUGGCGCUCCUAAAGGAUCCAUCAUUACUCUGGGGAGCAUCGUUGGAAAGGUGGGAAACCUCGGCCAGGCGAACUACGCUGCAUCUAAGGCUGGAGUUGAAGGUUUGACCCGGACAGCUGCCAAAGAGCUCAGCAGGUUUGGGAUUCGUUGUAACUGCGUGUUGCCUGGUUUCAUAUCGACUCCGAUGACGGAGAAAGUACCAGAGAAGGUUCUAGUCAAGAUGAAGUCGCUGGUGCCUCUGGGGAGAAUGGGUGAACCUGCAGAGGUCGCCGAUGUUUGCGCCUUCCUGGCUUCAGAUGACUCCCGUUACGUCACCGGAGCCAGCAUCGAGGUCACAGGUGGACUUUUCAUCGGUUAAUUAAACACCAACCUGUUGAUGAAUCCCAGCAAGAAGCCAGUUUCCUCCUAAUAACAGCUGAUUAAUGUAAUUUUUACACAAGUAUGAUUGUAAUAAACAAUAUUUGUAAUUAUGAAGAUACUUUUUCUACCAAUAAACAUCUUAAUGUUGAAAAUUA